Molecule: messenger RNA, 1975 nt
Organism: Diatraea saccharalis (sugarcane borer)
Lineage: Eukaryota; Metazoa; Arthropoda; Insecta; Lepidoptera; Crambidae
Source: the annotation of a GenBank genome assembly
AUGGAAAAAGAGUUGGACCCAACGGUGAUAAAAGCUACUCAAAGCUCUCUAGGAAAAUAUGUGAAACGACCGCCACUAAGCGAAAAAUUAUUAAAAAAGCCUCCAUUUCGUUUUUUGCAUGAUAUUGUGACAUGUGUUUUGAAGACUACAGGAUUCUUUGCCGGUUUAUUUGAAGAAGAAGAGUUGAUAUCAGAUAACGUAAAAGAUAGAGAAAGCAAAAUAUUAUUUUUAAACAAAGUUAUUGCCGUAGUGGGCCAAGAACCAGAAAAAACUAACGAAUUACUUCAAUACUUGGCACAAGCAUUAGAUAAAAAAUUAUCUUCUACAGAUGCAGUACAAAAGUACAAAGAAAGUAUUAAUUUAUCAAUUAAAACAGAUGAUACAAAAUCUAAACAAUUGGCAAAACCGGCGAAAAAAAUCAACGAAACAAAUAAAUUAACUUCAAAGAGUAACGAAAAAUUGACAUCUAAAAAAGUGCCUAAUGUACGAAUUUCUAAAAAAAACGAAACCGAUAAACCAAAUACUAAUAAAUCAAAAUCCAGAGACAAAAGUAUCAAUAUUACAGAAUCCCCACCCAAAAAAGUUGCUGAAAAGUUUAUUUCUAAGAAACCAUCAGUUGAGAAAAAGGCACACGAAAGUAAGGACAGUAGUGGAGAAUUAAUCGAUAUUUCUGAAAAUAAAAAGGUCAAUCAUCCAAAUGAAGACGAGACCAUUACCAAAAUACCUAAAGAUCAUGAAUUAGAAAGAAACUCAAUAACAAAUGUAGAUCCCAUAAUUUUGACAGAAUCAAGAGAACAAAAUCCUAAUUCUUCGUAUACGGUAGCAGAUAACUUAAAUUCGUCCACAUCAUCACAAGAUUUCAUGGAAAAGGAAAGUGAAAAGAAUGAUGGAGAUUUAGGAAAUAUUAAUAGUUAUAACAUAAAUGCAGAUGAACUGAGUCUUGAUUACAACGAUUUAAAAAUAAAAGAAAAUGUCACUAGCUUAGAUGUCACUAGCGAUCCCUUGAUAUCUGGCAAUAUGCAGAAAAAUGACGAUAUCGUAGUAAAAGAUACUGUAACUGAGAUUAAAACAGGUACCAAAGAUGAAGAUGUAAUAAAACAUGGAUCGACCGAAGAAAUAAUACCAACUAAUCAAAAAAAUAACGUUAGACCUAUAAGCGUCAGACCAUCUUCUUCUAGGCCUGGUGCACCACGACUAAGAGACAAGUUUGACAAUAUUCCCUCUGAAAUAGAAAAUACUCUUGUUGGCAAAGUGAACAUAAUCGUAGAAAACGUAGCAAAUGAAGACGAAGAAGAUACAAGUAUAAUGAUUGUGGACCAGGAAGUAAAUUCGCUUCAAAUAGCACAAGAAGACCAAGAACAAUUACAAACAUCACUGAAUCAACAUGGUCAUUUGGUACAACAAAUACUUGAUUCGCAAAAACAGUAUUCACAGUUAUCAGGAAAAACGGAAAUAGAAUGGGAAUUUGGAGCACAGAAAGCGAGAGAUACUUUACACAAAGAAGUCGAGCAAUUCAGGUUUAAUAUUCAAGCUCUAUCUCGAAUUGCAAAUCCAUUAGGCAAGCUCCUGGAUCACAUCCAAGAGGACGUUGAAGUGAUGCGACAGGAACUUCAACAGUGGACAAAAACAUAUGAGGAAGCUUCUAAAGAACUUUCAAAACAAAAAGCAGCCAAUGAGGAAUCACUGUUUCCUUUAACUACAAAAGCGAAGCAGCUUAAUGCGGAUAUACUGGAGAAACAUGACAAAAUUAAUGAUCUUAAAGUAGUCAUACACAAAAACUCUAAUCGAAUCGAAAAGUUACUCGCAAAUGGGAAUGUGCAAUAGUAAUUUAUGUAAGUAGACAUGUUAAAUGAGUUUUAAUUUUAUUGUACAUGUGUAAAAAAUAAAUAUGUAUCAACAAAUUGACUUGAUUCCUUAUUUAUGAGUUUUAUUAUCUAAAAUACCGAUCCGAUCCGAAUACCGAUCAAUAAAUAAA